AUGGGAGGUGACAAAGACAGAGGGUUUCAUGGGUAUCCACCUGCUGGAUACCCGGCCGGUACUGGGGGUUAUCCACCAGCUGGAUACCCACCACAUCAAGGUUAUCCUCCACCACCUGGUGCCUACCCUCCAGCUCAUGGUUAUGGAGGUUAUCCUCCUGCACCUGCUCAUGCUGGUUAUCCUGCUCAUCACUCAGGACACGCAGGAGGAAUCGGGGGUAUGAUUGCUGGUGCUGCAGCAGCCUAUGGAGCUCACCACAUAGCUCAUAGCUCUCACAGUCCUUACGGACACGCUGCAUAUGGUCACGGAUAUGGCCAUGGUCAUGGCUAUGGUUAUGGUCAUGGUCAUGGUAAGUUCAAGCAUCACGGAGGCAAGUUUAAACGUGGGCAUGGGAUGUUUGGAGGAGGUAAGUUCAAGAAGUGGAAGUGA
This is a messenger RNA of Raphanus sativus (radish), 429 nucleotides long. Its product is annotated as glycine-rich protein A3-like. NCBI's taxonomy places the organism in Eukaryota, Viridiplantae, Streptophyta, Magnoliopsida, Brassicales, Brassicaceae. The transcript has 2 exons. The record is from RefSeq and is a predicted model, not a curated record. The coding region runs from base 1 to 429 and encodes 142 amino acids.